Tigriopus californicus is the source of this 2089-nucleotide messenger RNA. RefSeq lists its product as uncharacterized. The transcript has 3 exons. The record is from RefSeq and is a predicted model, not a curated record. Lineage: Eukaryota; Metazoa; Arthropoda; Copepoda; Harpacticoida; Harpacticidae. The coding region runs from base 1333 to 1971 and encodes 212 amino acids.
CUAACAAUAAGAGUUAUUUCAUGUGGUUGGAUAAAAUUGUUUUCUUAGAGAAAUUUGGAAUAAUGAUUACUCUCUACAAUGGUAUUUCAUUUCCAGCCUCAGGAAUUUAAGUGUGACGUGAAUCAUGUUCAUUCGCCUCUUCAGAAAGAUUUCUCCACAAUGGAGGAAGCCUUGGCCUGGCGAACAAGUGAAGAGCUGGAUCGCUACUUCAGCAUUCGACAUUGUCGGAAGAAUUACGAAAUGUUUAAUUGCGCCCAAAUAUACGAAGGUAAACGUCAAGACCUAGUGAAAAGAUCGAAGAAAAUCCACUCUUGUCCAGCCAAGUGAGUAUGCUUUUAACCGGUUUUGCCUGGCUUUACUGUUUGAAGGUUUUUCAAAUCGGCCUACAUCUUUGCAGUACAUAGCAUAAACAAUUUGAAAAAUAUUAAAUUACCAUUGACAGAUUUGUGUUCAACCAAAAGCGGGUAUGUCAGUGUGACGAGUCGGUAACGAUUUUUUUUUUGCGGUUGAGAUUUGCGAUUGAGAGAUGCUCCAAAAAAGUAAAGACGGCAUUGUCGAUCUUUUAAAGACUGGGCUACAAAAGAAUGUCAUCUUGGAAAAGCACUUUCCUCCAAACUCCGAAAACUGUAUGAGUAAACCGGUCACGGCCCAAGAUAUUUACCGACUUGAAGAGGCUAACAGGUUGCAAGGUAUGAGAGUGAGCUCAUUUGAUAUGUUAGUUCUGUGACAUAAGAAGAGCCGGAUUAAUUAAUUUCUAAGUUAUGAAAUCAUUUACACUUAUAUAACGAAUGCCUGCAAUUUGUUCCAAACUCGAAAAUUAGUCACUCAAAUGUCAUUUUGGUUGAAUAAAUAGUUGAAGUAAAUCAUUUCAGAGAAAACAUUGAAUUAGGGACAACAUAUCAUUGUAAUGGCUCAACUGAAUUGAAGGACCAUUUAUAGACAGAAAUAUAAAAUAACAGAAUUUCGUGGCCUGUUGUAGGCUUGUCGGGAUAUUGUCGCAGAAAGCAGCACAAGAUUCAAGAGCUUGCACCAUUUCUCGUUUUGUUCGUCUUGAUAAUUACUUAAUACGUAUUGUUUUACCGUGUUCCGAGUAAAUAACUUUAAUGUUUACUUCUCCUUUUAGUCACACACACACUGUUGCAAUUAAAGGUUUGCAUUUCAUGUUUUGACAAAUCCAUAUAACCAUCUGGCUUUGUUGUCUUGAAUGAUUGAAAAUAAAAUCCCCCUUUUAUAAAAAAAACCUAAGCAGGGAAAUUCUUUUUCCCAAGAUUAACCUACCUCUUUUUAGGGUUCGAUCCUAAAAUAUCCGAAGUGGCGAAUGUGACGGCGCUAAUGGGUGACACUUCCUUUCGAUGUUUCAAUUAUGGUCGCACAUUCGACAUGAGAAACUUAGCGAUCAACGUACGUCGCAAAAUUGUUGACACCAAUGGACAAUUCCUUAUUUGCUUUGCCAGCCCCGAAAUGAUCCAACGAUUCGAGAACCAUCCUUAUACAGUAGCGGUUGAUGGAACUCAUGGGACAAACGCCUCUAAGUUUAUGUUGAUAUCCGUCAAUAUUGUUGACUCCAGGGGCGAGGGGAGCCCGAUUUUUCAAUCCCUUGUGGAAACAGAAAAUCAAAUAGUAUUUUCGGUGGCACUGAAUAUGUUGAAAUCUUUGGCUCCCGUGGCAUGUCUUCAAGCUCAAGUUCUCUUUGACGACGAAGAGUUGAAGUUUCAUCACAACGGAAAAGAAAUUGAGGAGAAGGCUAAGAAAGUUCGAGAAAUCAUGGCCUCCAAGACAAUCCCAAAAGAAGUGAAGAAGAAACUUCAUCAAGACCUAGAAAACAUUUCAAUGGGCCAAAUAACUUUCCAAGGGAUGAACAAUCCACCUUCCUUCCCGGGACUUGACCGAAAAAGGAGUCAUUCUCUCCAAAACAGAUCAUUUUUCCCUGUUAAGAAAAGCUCUGUGGAUUAUAAUUACCAAGCGUCCUAAAUUUUUGGCUUUCAUCUUGAGUUUUUGUUAUUUUCCGUACUUUCUCUUAAACUCCUUGUUUUGAAGAAAUUAUCCUAUGGACUAUCUAUUACUUUGUUAAUAUCUUACUCUAGCAAGU